Molecule: messenger RNA, 4739 nt
Organism: Notechis scutatus (mainland tiger snake)
Lineage: Eukaryota; Metazoa; Chordata; Lepidosauria; Squamata; Elapidae
Gene: PEX1
Product: peroxisomal biogenesis factor 1
Biological process (GO): protein import into peroxisome matrix
Cellular component (GO): cytosol; peroxisomal membrane; peroxisome
Molecular function (GO): ATP binding; ATP hydrolysis activity
Source: RefSeq, a predicted model, not a curated record
UCUGGUGACGGUCAAAAGUCGCGACUUUCUGUAGUUUUGUCUUUAAGACGGUACCUGGCCGUGGAUGGUCGGAGGGUCGGCGGUGAUGUUGGGGGCAGGAGGCUUCGGGAUAGCCGCGGCGAGCAUCUCCUUGAGCGGUGUCAAGAACUGCUUUCUGCACUUGCCGCCUGGGCUGGUUUCCUACCUCCGACUGCAGCAGGAUCAAGUUGUGAAAGCAUCUUGGGGUAAUCAACCAGUAUUCUUGGGUUGGAUGGAAAUCAGACGUUAUCGUCAAACAGAAGAAAAUAUUGUUGAAAUAAAUAGACACUUGGCAGGCAAGCUUGGCAUCAAAGAUGGACAACAGGUAUUCCUUGAACCCUGUUCUCAGGUUUUAUCCUGUCAACAAGUAGAAGUAGAACCAAUUUCAGCAGAUGAUUGGGAAAUACUGGAGCUGCAUGCAUUGUCCCUGGAAAGGCAUCUUCUUAAUCAAAUUCGAAUAGUAUUUCCAAAAGCUGUCUUCCCAGUGUGGGUUGAGCAACAUACUUGUAUCUAUAUCCGGAUUGUUACUCUAAAACCCCCAGCUCUUUAUGGAAGACUUGAAGCUUGCACAGAGCUUCUUGUAUCUCCUAAAUUACGACAGUAUGAAGGUAGUUCUGCCAUGUUGCUUUCCCCGAAAGAUGACAUUAUGCAGGAAGAUGUCCCUGAAACCGAAUUAAAACCAAGGGAAAAAAAUGAGGAACCAUAUUCCAAAGAAACACAUUUAAAUAACCAAUUUCAGCAGCAUCAACCAAACACAAAGGGAUCGCAGAGUACAAAUAUUUUCCCAAACAUUUGGAAUUUACUCGGGAACAUUUUCUUUUAUAAUUCUGAAAAGAAACACGAGCCUUCUAAUGGUAUUGAUGAAUUGAACGCUGCUAAAAAUCGUCUGUUAAACUUGAUUCAGGUGGAUUCUGUUUUCAGAGUAUGUCAGAGGCAGCUUCCCAGUAUGAAAAAUACACUGGAAACAUGCACAUUUCAGGAAUGCAACACCGUCUUUGUUUUUCCAUGGAAUGAAGUAUUUUCUGCUUUAGAAGCUAAUACUCAAGUCUCUUAUGGGAAAAUUAGUAAACUACUUUCUCCAAAACAGCAGAUGCAAGAGUUGAAGUAUCAUCUAACAUCAAGGAAAGAGAAACAUCUGUCUAAUACAGAAGACCAAAAGCAAUUUACUUUGAGUAAGGGUCAAGAAUCUAAUGAGUUUUCUGUUGUGCAAAUAAUAUGGAAUGGCUUUGAGGAUCUAAAGGAUGCCAUAAUAUUCAAUAACAAUGUGGAGCAACUGCAUGUUGGAAGAAUUUGGAUACCUGAACAGUUGAGAAAGAAGCUACAUAUAGAAAUGCAUGCUGCUGUCAGAAUCACAUCAAUCAGUUCAGAUCCUAAAAUUCCAACCUCUCUUAAACUUCAGCCUGAACGUUCUUUAAAUAGAGAAAUAAGUGAAGAAGACAUUAAAAAUGCAUUUAAGUUGUGGCUAGAGGAUUACAUUAGGCUUCCCUUGAUCACAGCAGAAACAAGCUAUCUACAAUUGACACUUAACUUUGGCCUGGAAGACUUUGUCCUCACUAUAGUCACUUCUGACCCUGAAGAAGAGAAAGCUAGAAAUACUUUCAUUUUGAGCCCUAGCUUGCUGCAGAAGGCAAAUAUACAAGUUUUGUUACAUCCUGUGUCUUCAGGAUUCAACAGUAGUAACUUCCAGUCUUGUUGUGAACAGCCUUUGCCAUGGCUCAAUCUAAACUACUUAGGUGGAGUGGAUAACAUUGGAUUAUCAUCUUUGAAACACAUAUCGCAUAGCCUCUUGAUACAUCCUCUGUCUCAAAAACUAGCUCCCUUUUGUGCUGGACUAUGCAGUGGUGGUGUCCUAAUUACUGGAGCGAAGGGAAGCGGCAAAUCAACAUUAGCAAAGGCCAUUUGUAAGGAAGCAUUUGAUAAAUUUGAUACUCAUUUGGAAGUGAUUGAUUGUAAAGCUUUAAGAGGGAAAAGAUUAGAAAGUGUACAGAAGAAGCUGGAAGAAGCCUUCCUAGAGGCAGCAUGGAGACAGCCGUCGAUCGUUCUGUUAGAUGAUCUUGAUCAUAUAAUGGGUGUUCCCCUUGCUCCAGAACAUGAGAACAGUCCUAAAGCAGUCCAGAGCACUUGUCUUGCUCGUGUUCUGAAAGAAAUGAUAAAGGAAGUUACUUCCAUGCACAGUUUGGUUGCACAUAUUGCCACAAGUCUAUCUGAGCAGUCCCUACAUUCUUCCAUCAUUUCUACUCAAGGAAUUCAUCUAUUUCAGUGUUUUCAACAUAUUCAAGUUCCAACUCAGGGGCAAAGAUAUGAAAUCCUUGAAUCCAUAAUAAAAAACAAAUUUGACUUCAGUUUAGGGAGAUUCUGUGAUCUUGAUCUCCCUCAAAUUGCAAAGGAAACAGAAGGAUUUGUAGCUAGAGAUUUUACAGUGUUAAUUGAUCGUGCCAUCCAUUCAUGCAUUCUUAGGAGGGGAACUUGUAAAAAAGAAGAUUUGGUUCUAUCAACUUUAGAUUUCCAAAAAGCUAUACAAGGUUUUACCCCAAUAUCCUUGAGAAACAUUAACCUGCAUAAGCCUCAGAAUUUGGGCUGGGAUAAAAUUGGUGGUCUUAAAGAAAUGCAGCAAAUACUUACAGAUACUAUCCAGUUACCUGCAAAGUAUCCAGAAUUAUUUGCUAAUCUACCUAUACGGCAAAGAACAGGAAUCUUACUAUAUGGGGCUCCAGGAACAGGAAAAACUUUAUUAGCAGGUGUAGUUGCCCAAGAAAGUGGAAUGAAUUUUAUCAGCAUCAAGGGGCCAGAACUGCUCAGCAAAUACAUUGGAGCAAGUGAACAGGCAGUUCGCGAUGUAUUUAACAGAGCUCAAGCAGCCAAGCCGUGCAUACUUUUCUUUGAUGAAUUUGAUUCUCUUGCUCCUCGAAGAGGUCACGAUAACACUGGUGUAACUGACCGAGUUGUUAAUCAACUGCUGACUCAAUUAGAUGGUGUAGAAGGCUUAAAAGGAGUUUAUAUUCUAGCAGCCACUAGUCGUCCUGAUUUGAUUGACCCUGCUCUUUUGAGACCCGGUCGAUUGGAUAAGUGUCUAUACUGUCCGCCUCCUGAUCAGGUGUCCCGAUAUGAGAUUUUAAAAGCUCUGAGUCAUUCUCUCCCUUUGCAACAUGAUGUGGAUUUUCAGUAUUUGGCAGCAAAAACUGAGCAUUUCACUGGGGCAGAUUUAAAAGCUUUAUUAUACAAUGCCCAAUUAGAAGCAGUGCAUGCUAACUUGAACUCAACUUUGCCCCACGAGGUAGGUUCCAGCUCAGAUAGUGAUCUUAGUCUAUCUUCAAUGGUUUUCUUAAACCAAAGUAGUGGAUCAGAUGAUUCUGCCAGAGAUGGAGAAGGAGGCUUGGAGCAAUCAUUAACUUCCCUUGAACUGUGUGACCUGCUUCCUGAGGACCCAAGAUCUAACAUCUACCGCCUUUACUUUGGCAGUUCCUAUGAAUCUGAACUUGGCAAUGGAACUGCUUCAGAAAUGAGUUCUCAGUGUUUUUCAGGAUCAAACUCCAUAAACCAUGAAUUAACCAGCAUAACUCUGAAGGAUUUAGUAUCUUCUCAGCCUCCAGCCUUAACCUUAAGAACAACUUUACAGGAAGGUUUCCAAGAAUGUAAUCAAGAACAAAUAGAACAACUCAGGGCAGAAAUCAGUGCCAUAAAAGCGAACUACAAAAGCAUGAAUGGAGAGGAAGGCACUACCUGCAUGUCAUCAAUAGCCAAGAGAACUUUAAAUAUUACUCAGAUUCAUUUAAUGGCUGCUCUUGAAAGUACAAAGCCUUCCAUUAGUCAAGAAAACUGGAAGAGGUUUGCUGAACUCUAUGAAAAUUUUCAAAAUCCAAAGAGAAAAGAAUCCAGUGGAGCAAUUGUCAAACCAGGACAAAAAGUAACAUUAGCUUAACUUCUGUUAAAGAAAUAGUAAUCAUGUUUACUAAUAAUUUUCUAGCAAAGCGUUUAUUUGCUAAAUUGUAUCUAUGAAUAGUCUAUGUUACUCUUAAUAUUGCAAAAACAUUUGUUUAUGUUAAAUUUUACCUAUCAAUAGUCUGUUACUAUUAAUAUGAUAAGGACAUUUAACUAAUUAUUUCAUGAUUAUUUUGCAUCAUUUUAAUUUUCAAGGUAUGUUUUGCUGAAAACUAUAUUAAAACUUUUUGAGAUAUUACCUUUAUUUUGUAUGCACUUUUUUUUUCUUGAGGGGAUUGGCAUUCUUGUUAGUUAGUCUCUUGCUCUUUCAGAAAUAAAAUUCAGCAAUUUAACAACUGCCAGUCUGUUUUGAAUAACUUAUUGCAUUUAAAGAAAAGUGAAAGCUUAAUUAUCAAUAUUUUAAAAAAUAUUCUAAGCAAUAGCUUUUUAAAUCAACUCACCCUAUUUUAUAGAGGGUGAGGGCAAAUGAUUGUAAUAGAAAACUUCAUAUUCCAAUAUCUGCUGAAAAACUGAGGCAUCUAAGAGUGAAGCAUCCAACAGAACUUGCUGGCAAUUUUAUUUUUAAAAUGAAAAUAAAUUUAAUGCUCCCAUCAGGGAAUAAUUGGUAUGUAUCAAAAGUAUCAGCCACUUUGAAUGAAAGCAGUUACACUAUGUUGGUAGCCCAGAUUAACUGGAGAAGAAAAUCUGAAGAAAACAUAUUGGAAUGAAUCAAAGUAAAGAGUGAUAACAUACUCUUAAUGUAGUUUGAGAAUCUAAAGCAGGGAUAUCAAACUCAAGGCCCU